This is a messenger RNA of Amoebophrya sp. A25, 2719 nucleotides long. Lineage: Eukaryota; Dinophyceae; Syndiniales; Amoebophryaceae. The record is from the annotation of a GenBank genome assembly.
UGUUGAACCUGCGGUGUCCACGCGCGCCCAUACGGACCGCCAUGGGCAGACGCAUGAUCCCCGAGGACAAGACGGGAAAGAUCAAUUCGCAAUUGGUCUCCCAGCGGGGACACCUCAUGAGACCUUAAAUAGUAGAUGAUCAACAUGAGGCGAUAAUUUUUGACCAGAACGGUGAGUCGGAGUGGGCGUCUGCGUCUUUCGCGCCCUCACUUCUUCCAGUCUCGUGGAGAAGUGGACGAGGACUUCUCUGCAGCCACUAGUGCAUUGGCAGGAGUACGCGAGUUGUCCUUGUCGGUCAAAGAUGUCUCUUCCCUGUUUAACGCUGAUGUGGCGACGCGGCAUCGGUCGCAAUCAAUUGUUGGAAGAGGUGGCAUGCACGCAUUCGGCAGCACGAAUGGUUUCGUAUUUAUUACAACUGGAUCAGGAGGCUGCGUCGGAGGAGGAUAAAAGUGCGUGAUCGAAGAAGUGUACAGGGACUGCAACGAAGACACAAUCGCGGGUAGAUGCUCGGAAAGACUGGGUGGACUAUUAAUGACAAGAUCAACAAAGGAAAAGCCGACCUCAAUGGGGGCAGUACGGCUUGGAGAAUGUGGAGUUUGAUCCCGACGACGUUCGGAUCACCAAGUACUCUGCCGAAAGUACGAGUUACAUGUGCCGGGACGGUUUCUGUUGGGUUAUUUUCUGCAGUUUCUGGAAGUCCGAAAGCGCCAGCGGAGUAUGUGAAAAAUUUAACUGCGGUGGUGGAGACUUGAACAGAAAGAGGUAUGGUCUAGCUUCUUAUUCCUUUUUUAGAAUCGCUCGUUUGGGGAGUUAUGGCACACGACUUCCUGAGGGUCGAUUGAAUGGUCAUGGUCGAGGUACUUGUGGUUACUCGAUUGCUCACUAAUUUAGGUUGACUUGCUGAGUUGUAGAUGUCAAGAUAUCUCGGAGUGCACUCUAAUUUACGAAACUGAAGUGGAGUCGGAUUUGCAGCAUAGUGUACAACCACGUGAGUCCUCCUUGUACAUCGCGAGUCUUCUCAGUUUUUUCUGAGCUGGAGGACAGAGUAUGCUCUAAUAGCCGAUUGGGGCAUAAAAGUUAGUACAAAAGUUUAAGUUUUGAUUUUCUCUAGAAGGACUUCGGUAAAACAAAUUAGAGAGGAGUCAGCGCAAAUGAAUAUAUUGAAUACAGCUAUACAGAAAUUUCUUCUCGAUUUAUGCGCUCUCCUCAUCAGCACCACCUUAUGACAAAACAAAAAAAGAAUAACCUCCCGGCAUCAGCAGCGGAUCAGCUUGUGACUCUGCAAGAUACAUACUGACUUCUUUCUCAAGAAGAGAAAGAGUUUCUUGAAUUCUAAGGCCAAUGAAAUUAUUCGCUCUCCUUUCAUAGACUCGUAAGGCAUCCCAUUACGGGUGGUGAAUUUCUAUGUGAUGCCCGAUGUUACAACGGUGAUUACUGUGCUACGAACCCGAAAAGUGCUGAGCCGACGGGUGUUAGAGAUACGAGAAAGUGGAAUCUUUACAGCAAUGGGGACAAAUACCUGGUGGAGCGUGAAGAGUAUGUUGCUUGUGGGAACAGUGACAAGGACACCAAAGUGUGCGUAGGCGGCGGCUGGAAUCUCUGGCAGCGAUGGGACCCGGCAGCAAAGAAAGUACUAAGCGGCAAUGGACCUGCACUAAGUUGCGACAAUCCUGUGAAGCACGAGAGGCGGAUAAUUAUGGGGAAGUAUUAAUCGAGAUGGCUUUUGCGAAGAUAUUGGAUUUGUUGAUUGCAGUCUAUUCAUUUUUCUGAAAUAUAGUUAGCAGUGUAUGUUUUCCUUGUUCUGGACCAAGUAAGAAGUGCCUAGAUUCCAUCCGAGGACGAGUAAUUGAUUAAAUUCUGUUUUCAUAGUCGAAGAUGAGGACGAGACGGAAGUUAGAGCAACUGCGGAAGCAAGUGGCCCGGGUCCCAAGAUCGCAGUAGGUCUCGGAAUGGGUGCUCUUGUGGUGAUUCACUGGCGCGCCACGAGCACUGCAUCGGUUGAAGCAGCUGAGGAUCAUCAUGACAUAGAAUGAACUAGAGCUAUCCGGCGAGACAGGGAAAACGUCCAAAAGAACGUCGUCACCCCUGACGCAGUAUUUCAAGUUUUUGCGAGUUACAUCUACAGCUACUCUUUCUAGUUCAGAAUUUCGGAUUUCGGAUAAGUGGGGACUUUAGCAGUCUGUAUGCAGUUCUUUUUAAUAUCUUCUCUUGAUUUCUGCGAAACGUCUCGAGAAGCGGUAUGUAUUCUAUGCUAUGGAUAGGUACCUCUCAUCCUGACACCUUUCUUAGUCAUGCUCCUGUUUUAGGACUGCCAAUUGUAAUACAAUUUUCAUUGUCAUUUUCAUGUCGAUAAAGUACAAGUAAGUACUUAAACUACAGUCACGUAGGUCGUGGUGAUGCGCUACCUACAGACCGGAUUUGUGGUUGCAUGUCUUCGCAAAUUUUCUUCCAAGCGAAGGGUGAUUUUUCUCCCAGAGAACGGUGUUAGAAGAUACUGAAUAACUUACUUGUAGAAAGAGUUUUUAAGAGAAAAACAACUGCUGUAAUGCUCAUCGAAGCUGCGCUGUUGUAGCCUCCACAUUGUAGACAACAUUGGCGCAACUACUGUGUCUCAUUACGAAGGCUAUAAAGAGAGAGAGUAGAUGAUCAUACUUUUUUUGGAAGAAAUGUUGGUGGACUUGUAGACAAGUAGACAACAAAAAAAAUUUGAAAAUGUCCA